AAACGUCUCCGACUCAGAGUCUUCCACUAGCGAGUGUGAAAUUUAGGGUUAGGGUUUACUUUGUCUGUUCAAGGUUUUUGAGAUCGUGAUCGAGCAAGAAGGAAGAGGAUGAGUUCAGCGGCGACAACCAAGGGAGGGCGAGGGAAGCCCAAAGCUUCUAAAUCGGUGUCAAGGUCACAUAAAGCCGGUUUGCAGUUCCCCGUCGGUAGGAUCGCUAGGUUUCUCAAGGCUGGAAAAUACGCUGAACGAGUUGGUGCGGGCGCUCCAGUUUAUCUCUCCGCUGUUCUUGAAUAUCUUGCAGCCGAGGUUUUGGAAUUGGCUGGGAAUGCUGCGCGGGAUAACAAGAAGAAUCGUAUUGUUCCGAGGCACAUUCAACUUGCGGUGAGGAAUGACGAGGAAUUGAGUAAGCUUUUGGGGGCUGUCACCAUCGCUAAUGGAGGUGUUUUGCCUAACAUUCACCAAACUCUUUUACCUAAGAAGGUGGGGAAAGGAAAGGGUGAGAUUGGAUCUGCGUCACAGGAGUUCUAA
Telopea speciosissima is the source of this 528-nucleotide messenger RNA. Its product is annotated as histone H2AX. The coding region runs from base 109 to 528 and encodes 139 amino acids. Gene Ontology annotation, molecular function: structural constituent of chromatin; DNA binding; protein heterodimerization activity. The transcript is spliced from 2 exons. Gene Ontology annotation, cellular component: nucleosome. Lineage: Eukaryota; Viridiplantae; Streptophyta; Magnoliopsida; Proteales; Proteaceae. The record is from RefSeq and is a predicted model, not a curated record.